AUGGCUCAACCAAGUCGCCGUGUUUCAUAUUCCGGUCCAUUGUCGUCAACGUCAUUUCAUAAGGAUCGUCAUUAUCAUCACCACCAUCACCACCAUCAUCAUAGUUACCCUCAUGACCAACAACGUCUAUUAGAGUUUGUUGCUCAAGACGAGACUAACAAUUUAGUCUCGCCUUUUGACAAACUCGAACGCUUGAGUCUUGAUGACAUUAGGGAAACCGCUUAUGAAAUAUUUUUCACGGCGUGUAGGUCAUCUCCUGGGUUUGGAGCCCGAAAUGCGCACUCAUUUAAUUCAAAUAAUAAUCAUAAUGAGUCCAAGCCAAGCAAUGUGGUGAUGUCACCGACGAGUAGGGUGAAGAAGGCAUUAGGUUUGAGGAUGAUAAAAAGGUCACCGUCAAGGAGAAUGACGUCCGGUGGAAACAGUGGAGGGCCAUCCUCGCCUAUUGCAGGCAGCCCUUUUCAUCACACCUUGUCGAUGUUGAGGCCACGGAGGCCAAUGACAUCGGCAGAGAUCAUGAGACAGCAGAUGAAGGUGACAGAGCACAAUGAUAAUCGCUUGAGAAAAACCAUCACGAGGAUCCUUGUUGGCCAAGCACUAAAAAAAGCAGAAACAAUAAUUCUGCCAUUAGAACUAUUACGCCACCUAAAACCGACAGAAUUCAGUGAUUCUCAUGAGUACUAUAUGUGGCAAAAUAGACAACUCAAAGUCCUUGAACUAGGCCUUCUUAUGCACCCUUCAGUCCCCGUCGAAAAAAACAAUACAUUCGCUAUGCGACUUAGAGACAUCUUACGUAUUUCAGAGUCCAAACCAAUAGACACAAGCAAAAACUCCGACACAAUGAGAACACUUGGUAACUCUGUUGUUUCAUUAGCAUGGAGAGGUCCAAAUGGAACACCAGCUGAUGUUUGUCACUGGGCUGAUGGAUUCCCUUUAAAUAUUCAUUUCUAUAAUUCACUUCUUCAAGCCAUUUUUGAUAUUCGAGAAGAGACAUUAGUCCUUGAUGAAGUCGAUGAAUUACUCGAGUUGAUUAAGAAGACUUGGUCUAUAUUAGGUAUAACUAGGUCAAUUCACAAUGUGUGUUUCGCUUGGGUUUUGUUUCAACAAUAUGUAGCAACCGGUCAAGUUGAUUGUGAUCUUCUUUGUGCUUCACAUGUUAUGUUGGGUGAGGUUGCUAAUGAUGCUAAGAAAGAAAAAGAUUCUUUUUAUCUUAAGUUGUUGACAUCAAUUUUGAGUUCAAUGCAAAGUUGGGGUGAGAAAAGGUUGCUUAAUUAUCAUGAGUUUUAUUCUAGAGGGACUAUUUCUCAAAUCGAAAAUCUUCUUCCUUUGAUGUUGUCUGUCUCGAAGAUUUUGGGUGAAGAUCUGAUGAUAUUUAAUGUUGGUGAAGGAAGAGAGAAAGGAGAUAUUACCAUUGUCGAUUCAUCAGGUGAUAGGGUUGAUUAUUAUAUUAGAUCUUCCAUGAAAAAUGCAUUUGACAAGGUAAUUGAAGAAGUAAAUGCCAAGUAUGCUGAAUUGCAAAUAAAAGGGGAACUAAGUACUAUUCUUCUUAAUAUAGCUCAAGAGACAGAAGAUUUAGCAUUAAAGGAAAGACAAAAUUUUAGUCAAAUACUAAAGAAAUGGCACCCUUCAGCAGCUGAAGUUGCAGCCUUGAUGUUGCACAGUUGCUAUGGCCAUUUGCUACGACAAUAUUUAAGCGAUGUGACCUCGCUCACUUCUGAGACAGUUGAUGUACUUCAAAGGGCUGGAAGAUUAGAAAAGGUUCUUGUUCAAAUGGUUGUUGAAGAUUCUCUUGAUGAUGAUGAUAAUGUGAAAACAGUUAUAAGAGAUAUGGUUCCAUAUGAAGUUGAUUCAGUUAUAUUCAACCUUUUGAGAAAAUGGAUAGAUGAAUCAUUGAAUAAAGGAAGGGAGUGUGUGCAAAAAUCAAAAGAAACUGAAACAUGGAAUCCAAAGUCAAAAUCUGAGCUAUAUGCACAUUCAGCAGCAGAGGUAGUGAAAUUGGCAAAGACAACUGUGGAAGAGUUCUUUCAAAUUCCAAUAGGAAUAACUGAAGAACUAGUUCAAGAUCUUGCUAAUGGAUUGGAAAGUCUCUUACAGGACUAUAUGAUGUUUGUUGCAGCAUGUGGUUCAAAACAAAGCUAUAUUCCUCCACUUCCUGCAUUAACAAGAUGCAACCGCGAUUCAAAGUUUAGCAAGCUGUGGAAGAGAGCUGCACCUUGUGCUACAAAUUUAUCAGAACUAGAUCAUAUAAACGGAACAAAUGAAGGUCACAAUCCAAAACCAUCAACUAGCCGAGGAACACAACGACUCUACAUUCGUCUCAACACCUUACAUUACCUCCUUGUUCAAAUCCAAUCUCUCGAAAAAUUGCUAUCUCAAAACCAUUGCAUUGUUCCUUCAACAAGGCAUAGCUUCACAAGCAAUCUAAGAACACAAAGCACCAAAAGUGGUUCAUAUUUUGAAACAGUAAUCUCAUCACUUCCAGCAGCAUGUCAAAAUGUUUCAGAAGUUGCCGCGUACCGUCUCAUUUUCCUUGAUUCAAGCUCGGUAUUCUACGACACCCUCUACGUCGAUGAUGUAGCCAACGCGCGUAUUAGGCCAGCAUUGAGAAUCGCGAAACAAAAUCUCACACUAUUGACUACACUAUUAGUUGAUAGAGCUCAACCAUUGGCAAUGAAGGAAGUAAUGAGAGCUUCCUUUGAUGCAUUCUUAAUGGUUUUGCUAGCUGGAGGAAACUCAAGAGUGUUCAAUAGGUCAGAUCAUGUUAUGAUUCAAGAAGAUUUCGAGAGCUUGAAUAGAGUUUUCUGCAGUUGUGGCGAAGGAUUGGUGUCGGAAAACGUAGUCGAGAGAGAGGCUGCAGUUGUGAAAGGUGUAGUUGGAUUGAUGGCACAAAAUACUGAACAGUUGAUGGAAGAUUUCAGCAUUGCAUCAUGUGAAAAAGGUGGGAUUGGAGUUAUGAAUAUGAAUGGACAGAAAUUGCCUAUGCCUCCUACUACUGGAAGGUGGCAUAGAUCAGAUCCUAACACAAUAUUGAGAGUUUUGUGCCAUAGAAAUGAAAGAGCUGCUAAUUAUUUCUUAAAGAGGACAUUCCAUUUAGCAAAGAGGAGAUGAUAUACACUUGCAACAUAAAUAUUUUUUACACCGUCAAUCAAAUUAAUUAUAUAUUUGUUAAAAGUCAUAGAAAUGACAGUUUAUGAUUGGUUGACGGUGUAAAAAAUUUUUAUUGAGACAGUGUAUCAAAGUUAAUUUCUCUAUGUAUAUACAUCUUGGAGAAAAUAUGGAUGAAUAUUAUUGGUAUGGGGGGAAGAAGCACAUAAGAUACUAGUCAUGAAAGCCAUUGAAUCUGUGCUGAAUUGUAUUUUUACAAAGAGAUAUUCUUUAAUUUUUUUGGGGGAGAAAAAGAGAGGAAACAAUUGUAUUUUGUGUAUAGUUUGUUAAUAAUGC
This is a messenger RNA of Medicago truncatula (barrel medic), 3438 nucleotides long. RefSeq names its product protein unc-13 homolog. The transcript is spliced from 5 exons. Lineage: Eukaryota; Viridiplantae; Streptophyta; Magnoliopsida; Fabales; Fabaceae. The coding region runs from base 1 to 3105 and encodes 1034 amino acids. The record is from RefSeq and is a predicted model, not a curated record.